GCAUCAUAUAGUACAUAUACUCCAGGCCCGGGGGUCUGCUUUCUUAUAUACUUGAAUCAACUAUUUUUCUUAAGGAUAUCCAGUCCAACUCAGCAGUCAUGUUUACAAGCGCUAUCGCCCGUCCACUGCAGCUCGUCACUCGUGCCAUGCAGUGGAUUAGUGCUGUCAUCGUUAUGGGAAUAACCUCCUAUUUCAUCAGCAAAGGUCCCCGUGGUCAACAUAUCAUCUACCAAGAAGUCAUCGCCGUUAUGUCCGUCGCCUUCUUUUUGCCGGCUUUCGUCUCUCCUUUCUUGCCCAAGGCCCUAAGCAAGUUCGUCCUUGCCAUCGACAUCAUCUUCUCCUACUUAUGGUUGACUGCAUUCAUCUUCGCCGCCCAAGACUACAACUGGCACUCAUGCUUCGUCAACUCUCCCUUUGGUCUAAGCUGCUCCAAGAAAAAGGCCAACGAGGCAUUCAUGUUCCUGACCUUUAUUUUCACCUUCUUUGCCAUCUUCCUUGAGGUCGCCUCCCUCUGGGCCUACCGUCGGGAGAACGCCACCCCCGAUCCUCACCGUGAGAAGAACGGUGCCAGUCACCCCGCCCCUGCUGGUCGGGCGCCACUUGAUGCACCGGCUGAUCGCCCAGCUGACACCGUUUAAGCGUCGACUCGGUGUGCUUAAGCAUGCAGGGGGUGUUAUCGUUCUCCUGUCGUGCAUGAUGGCAGCUUACGAAGUACAAUAUAAUAUCCUAUCCAUUACCACGAGGACGGUUUGUGUAUGUGGGAUGGAAUGAAACGAUCUAUGAUCUUUUUUCGAUUCUUUUAUCCCAGCCAGUGGCUGGGUGAGGCCAUUUAUGGCUUCGUAUUUCUUGUUUAAUAUUACUUUAAUAUUCCUGCUUGCUUUGUCAUGUUAUAUACCAUUCUUUCUUUUACAUACUUAUCUGAAUCAUGAUACAUGGCUCAAAAUUUCCAUAAUUUUUACUUGAGG
Molecule: messenger RNA, 965 nt
Organism: Aspergillus wentii DTO 134E9
Lineage: Eukaryota; Fungi; Ascomycota; Eurotiomycetes; Eurotiales; Aspergillaceae
Exons: 4
Coding region: 99-638 (179 amino acids)
Cellular component (GO): membrane
Source: RefSeq, a predicted model, not a curated record